This is a messenger RNA of Miscanthus lutarioriparius, 2379 nucleotides long. NCBI's taxonomy places the organism in Eukaryota, Viridiplantae, Streptophyta, Magnoliopsida, Poales, Poaceae. The record is from the annotation of a GenBank genome assembly.
AUGACCCCGCGGCCGCCCCUCCUCCUCCUGCUCGUGCCCCUCCUCCUCGCCAUUGCCUUGUCCUUGCCCGCCGCCUCCGCCGCGUCCACGCUCGCCGUCUCGUCCUCCUCCACCUCCCCCACCGUCUGCGGCGUCGACGCGUACAACGGCACCGUCUACUGCGCGCUGCUCCCGGGCUCCUCCAACUCCAACUCCUCUUCCAACCCCGUCGCGCAGUCCAUCAUCGCCUUCGCCGAGGUCUCCGCGGGGCGAGGCUUCGUGUGCGGCCUGCAGGCCGGUGGCGCCGCGCUCUUCUGCUGGCCGUCCACGCCCGCGCCGCAGUGGGGGCAGCUCCGCCGGCUCUACAACGGUCCCGACCCGCUCGCCGACCUCGCCGUCGGCGGGGACCACGUCGCGGCCUACGAAGCCAACACCUCCGCCUCCGGGACCGGGAGAGUCCUAUGGUGGCGCGGCGGGGACCGGUUCCCCGCGCAGGCCGACGGCGGGUUCCGCUCGCUCGUCUCCGGGGACGGCUUCACCUGCGCCGUCGAGACCAACGCGUCCGCGGCCGUCCGAUGCUGGGGCCCGCAGGGUAGCGCGGUGCAGGCGGGGCUCGCCAACGCGACCGCCGCGCCGUACCUCGCCGCGGGGGCUCCCGAGCAUGCACCGUCCUCGCCUCCGGCGCCGCGCUCUGCUCGGGCGCGGACGACGUCGGCGCGGCGGCGAACGCCUCUGCCGCCGGCGCGCUGCCAAGGGACCUCUUCGGGUACGGCCUGGCCGUCGGCGACUCCCACGCGUGCGCGCUCCGCCGGCCCAACCACACCGCGGUGUGCUGGAGCCUCGGGGGCCCACCACCACCCUUUCCUCGUCGCCGGCGGCAACUUCACGUGCGGCGUCGCGUCCAGCGACUACAGCGUGUACUGCUGGUCCGCGGGCGCCGAUGCCGCGCCCGUGCCGCUGCCGAAGAUCCGCCCCGGCGUCUGCGUCAGCGACGUCAGCGCCUGCUGCCGCGGGUGCGGCUUCAUACCGGGGUCGCAGCAGUAUUGCGGGGGCUCCAGCGGCAUCUGCAACGCGCUCCGUGAGGAUUCGACGCCUGCUCCCCCACCCGCUUCGCCGCCUCCACCGUCUGCGCCGUCGAGUAGGCGCGUGUCCAAGGCCUGGAUCGCGUUCUGUGUCGUCGGCGCGGUGGGUGGCUUCGCGGGGCUCUGCUCCAUCGUCUACUGCCUCGUCUUCGGCUUCUGCAGCAACAAGCGGGUGCACAACUCGGUGCAGCCCAACCUCAGCGCAACCGCUGCCGGCGCGGGCGCGGGCGGCGACAACAACGGCGGCGGGGGUGGUGCGACGGGCGGGAGCCCGUACGGGUCGCCGAACGGGUCGCGGGCGCGGAGCCUGUUCCGGCGGCAGCUGUCGCGCGUGAUGACGCGGCAGCGGAGCGGGCCGUCGUCGUUCAAGGACACCGCGGAGGAGUUCACGUUCGCGCAGCUGGAGGCGGCCACCAAGGAGUUCGCUCUGGAGGCGAAGAUCGGUGAGGGCAGCUUCGGCACCGUGUACCGGGGCAAGCUCCCCGACGGGCGGGAGGUGGCCAUCAAGCGCGCCUGCGAGUCGGGCCCCCGCGCGCGGCGGUUCCAGGAGAAGGAGAGCGCGUUCCGGUCGGAGCUGGCGUUCCUGUCCCGGCUCCACCACAAGCACCUCGUCGGCCUGGUGGGCUACUGCGAGGAGAACGAGGAGCGGCUGCUGGUGUACGAGUACAUGAAGAACGGCGCGCUCUACGACCACCUGCAUCCCAAGCCUGGGGCGGCGGCGCCGUCGCCGGUGGCGUCGUCGUGGAAGCUGCGCAUCAAGAUCCUGCUGGACGCGUCCCGCGGCAUCGAGUACCUGCACUCGUCGAGGUCGCGGUCGCGGUCGCAGUCGCAGCACCUGACGGUGAUGAAGGCGGCCGGCACGGUGGGGUACAUGGACCCGGAGUACUACGGGCUGCACCACCUGACGGUGAAGAGCGACGUGUACGGGUUCGGCGUGGUGAUGCUGGAGUCGCUGACGGGGCGGCGCGCCAUCUUCAAGGAGGCCGAGGGCGGGAGCCCCGUGUCCGUGGUGGACUACGCCGUGCCCAGCAUCGUGGGCGGGGAGCUCGUGAAGGUGCUGGACCCGCGCGCGCCGGAGCCCGCGGCGCACGAGGCCGAGGCCGUCGAGCUGGUCGCGUACACCGCCGUGCACUGCGUCCGGCUCGAGGGCAAGGACCGACCCGCCAUGGCCGACAUCGUGGCCAACCUGGAGACGGCGUUCGCGCUAUGCGAGGGAAGCGCCGGCGGCGGUGGCCGUGGAGGUGGCGGGUUCGGGAACAGCUCCUCCAGUGCUAGCCUCCCCUCCGUCACGUCGAUGGACCGGUCGGGAGCCCUGUGA